CUUCUCGGUACUGUACGUUCGAGUCCAUCGGAUGACACUUUCAAUCUGUCGUGCCAUAGAAGGAUCGAAGGGCUCUAUGUCAGUUUUCUUUAUAAUUCCUGACUCCCCUCUCUAAACUGAUCUCCCGUUGGUUUUCCCGUAAGCCGCUGGUGGGCGACGGUACACAACAUGUCACUCGAUAACUUAUACUCGCUUCCCGCUGCAGAGCAGCAGAUCAUCCUAAAUGGGCCAGCCCUUCAACCCCCAGACGGAGUUCUUCCCAACUUCGACAACCCUCCGAACAGGAAUGCCUUGGGGAUAGGCAUUACCACCCUAUGUCUAUCUAUUUGGACGAUAGCCUUCUUGCUCAGGGCGUAUGCUAAGAUUUUUUGCAUGAGGAAAGUGGAAAUAGAAGACUAUAUUGCUUUUGCGGGAUUUGGCCUGUCUAUUGGUUUUGCAUACUGCGCUUAUAGCGUAGCAAAGAUUGGCUACUUCGUGCACCAAUGGAACGUUCGCGUCAAGGACUUAACUAUAAUCUUUUAUCCCGUCCAUGUAGGCUCCGAGUUAUAUUGUGUCAUCUUGAUGCUCUACAAGGCCGCCAUUCUUCUCGAAUGGAUUCGGAUAUUUGUACCACGACCCAGCCGGACAUACUUCUACUGGGCUGCCUAUACGUUAUUAUGGGUAAACAUCUUGUUUUAUGCUUCAGUAAUCAUAGCCGGAAACGUAUCUUGUACCCCUUUUGCGAAACAAUGGGACAAAACACUUCCUGGUACCUGUCGAGGUAGAGAAUCAGUGGAUGUUUCUACAGCUUCAUUCAAUCUCGCCUCGGAUCUACUCAUCAUGGGGCUUGCCCAGAGCGUCAUUUGGAGGUUGAAGAUCCCGACGAAGAAAAAGCUUGGUGUCGCUUUUGUCUUUGCUGUCGGAAUUGCUGCUUGCAUAGCCGCUGGCUUUCGGCUCGACGCCUCGGUCAAAUUCGUCCACCUAGCGGAUGCGACAUAUGGCGUGUGUAACGUAGCAGUCUGGGCUUCCGUCGAAAUAAUGUGUGCCACACUUAUUUUCUGUAUACCCGCUAUGCCCAAGAUCUUCAGAGACUCACCAGCGACUAAAAUCGCAACAAAACUAAAGACUUGGUCGCAUUACGACUCGAGCAGAACGAAGAAUAGCGGGAGUACAGCUUGGACCGAUACCGACUCCAAGACGCCGGUUACUCAUAAUGCAUAUCAAGUGGUAAACGACAACGACGCGUCUGUAAGACAGCCUUACCCGGUGCAGGGGCAAGUCUGGUAUCCCAUCGAGCACCCUCAGGCAUACAGCCAUUAUCAAGCUCCCCCGGCCGCAAUUGUACGUACUACCGAUUUCACCAUAGAAGAGCGUGGGUAUCAGAGACCACCGGUGGAGACGCAACAAUUCCACGUCCCAUGGAACCAGCACCACCAGGUAUGAUGAUCCUACCUAGGCAAUUCAGGAUGAGCAUAAGCGCAUAUUGGGUAUGGAACUUGCAGGUUAUGGUUGGGUAUUUACAUGG
Molecule: messenger RNA, 1504 nt
Organism: Hypoxylon trugodes
Lineage: Eukaryota; Fungi; Ascomycota; Sordariomycetes; Xylariales; Hypoxylaceae
Exons: 5
Coding region: 169-1422 (417 amino acids)
Source: RefSeq, a predicted model, not a curated record